This is a messenger RNA of Lepus europaeus (European hare), 2156 nucleotides long. It is a transcript of the gene GRB10, whose product is annotated as growth factor receptor bound protein 10. The transcript is spliced from 16 exons. NCBI's taxonomy places the organism in Eukaryota, Metazoa, Chordata, Mammalia, Lagomorpha, Leporidae. Gene Ontology annotation, molecular function: insulin receptor binding. Gene Ontology annotation, biological process: insulin receptor signaling pathway; negative regulation of insulin receptor signaling pathway; negative regulation of Wnt signaling pathway. Bases 150 to 1820 code for a protein of 556 amino acids. The record is from RefSeq and is a predicted model, not a curated record.
GCAGCCUCGCCCGCGGGGACCCGCGACCGCCGCCGGCCACGCCGAGGGUCGCAGGCGGCCACGCGGAGGGAGGAGCGGCGCCUCGGCAGACCUGCGGGAACCAGCUCAGAGACCCCAGCGGAGACGGCCGUGUAGCUGACGGGGCCAGCAUGGAGCGCAUGAGAGGACGCAGGAAGGAUGAGGACCUGGAGAAGCUGGUGAACGACAUGAACACGUCCUUGGAGAGCCUGUACUCGGCCUGCAGCAACAUGCAGUCGGACACGGUGCCCCUGCUGCAGAACGGCCAGCACACCCGCAGCCAGCCACCUGCCGCGAGUGCCCGGCCCGCCCCACCGCAGGCAUCCCCGCGGCAGAAGGUGCAGCGCUCCCAGCCCGUGCACAUCCUGGCUGUCAGCAGGCGCCUUCAGGAUGAAGACCCGCAGUUCCGAACCUCUUCGCUGCCGGCCAUCCCCAACCCCUUCCCAGAGCUGAGCGGCCCUGGGAGCUCCCCGGUGCUCCCGCCGGCCUCUCUGCCUCCGAGCCAGCCCGUGACAAAGCAGGAUGUCAAGGUCUUUAGUGAGGAUGGGACAAGCAAAGUGGUGGAGAUUCUGACGGACAUGACAGCCCGGGACCUGUGCCAGCUGCUGAUUUACAGGAGUCACUGCGUGGAUGACAACAGCUGGACCCUGGUGGAACACCACCCACACCUGGGACUCGAGCGGUGCUUGGAAGACCAUGAGCUGGUGGUCCAGGUGGAGGGCACCAUGGGAAGUGAGGGCAAACUUCUGUUCAGGAAGAAUUAUGCAAAAUACGAGUUCUUUAGAAACCCUGUGAAUUUCUUCCCGGAACAAAUGGUCACUUGGUGCCAGCCGUCCAAUGGAAGUCAUACGCAGGUGCUGCAGAACUUUCUGAACGCCAGCAGCUGCCCUGAGAUUCAAGGAUUUCUGCAUGUGAAAGAGCUGGGAAGAAAGUCGUGGAAGAAGCUGUACGUGUGCCUGCGCCGCUCUGGCCUCUACUGCUCCACAAAGGGAACAUCCAAAGAACCCAGGCACCUGCAGCUGCUUGCUGACCUGGAGGAGAACAACAUCUUCUCCCUGAUUUCUGGGAAGAAGCAGUACAGUGCACCCACGGACCACGGGCUCUGCAUAAAGCCAAUCAAAGUGAGGAAUGAAAUCAAGGAACUGCGACUGCUAUGCGCAGAGGAUGAGCAAAGCCGAAUAUGCUGGAUGACUGCGUUCCGUCUCCUUAAGUAUGGAAUGCUCCUGUACCAGAACUAUCGCAUCCCUCAGCAGAGGAAGGGCUUGCUGGCACCCUUUGCAACACCAGUGCGCAGUGUCUCUGAGAAUUCUCUUGUGGCAAUGGAUUUUUCUGGGCAAACAGGAAGAGUCAUUGAGAAUCCAGCUGAAGCCCAGAGUGCUGCCCUGGAGGAGGGCCAUGCCUGGAGGAAGAGAAGCACCCGGAUGAACAUCUUAUCUAGCCAAAGUCCCCUCCACCCUAACUCCUUCAGCACCGUGAUCCACAGGACCCAGCACUGGUUCCAUGGGAGGAUCUCCAGGGAGGAGUCCCACAGGAUCAUCAAGCAGCAAGGGCUUGUGGAUGGGCUUUUCCUGCUUCGUGACAGCCAGAGUAAUCCAAAGGCAUUUGUACUCACACUGUGUCAUCACCAGAAAAUUAAAAACUUCCAGAUCUUACCUUGUGAGGAUGAUGGGCAGACCUUCCUCAGCCUGGAUGACGGCAACACCAGGUUCUCCGACCUGAUCCAGCUGGUUGACUUCUACCAGCUGAACAAAGGGGUCCUGCCUUGCAAACUCAAGCACCACUGCAUCCGAGUGGCCUUAUGACCUCCCACCUGGAGGCCGUUCACACUGGAGCGAGGAAGAGGUCUGCGCGUGUAUUGAGAAUAUUUCUGUACCAUCAGAGCGAGAUGGUUCCUCCGGUACCAGCCAACCAGGAGGGACUUGUUUGUUGAAUUGACAUUUUCCUGCCGCACACCUGGCGGGACCAUGGCCCUUUGUAUCAUCCAAAUCAGAAAGGGCCUGAGAAAUCCAGCGCAAGUUGGAAAAAUAAACUGGAAAGAUCAUCUUGGCUGGGCCACAUCAGAACAAGAACCGGAGAGAAGGAAUUGGAAACGAACUCUUGCCCUGGAGUAAUCUUGACAAUUAAAACUGAUAUGUUUA